This is a messenger RNA of Rhopilema esculentum, 3496 nucleotides long. RefSeq names its product sodium- and chloride-dependent GABA transporter 1. NCBI's taxonomy places the organism in Eukaryota, Metazoa, Cnidaria, Scyphozoa, Rhizostomeae, Rhizostomatidae. Gene Ontology annotation, biological process: nitrogen compound transport; amino acid transport; sodium ion transmembrane transport. The record is from RefSeq and is a predicted model, not a curated record. Gene Ontology annotation, cellular component: plasma membrane.
AGCCGCGGAGCGCGGAGACUUCUGCAAUUCACGAGGAUAUUUUGAGCGGUGGACAUCUGGUCAACCGCAAAGUAAAGUCGCGAUGGGAAAAUUACUGGGGAAGUUGAAAAUGAAAACACAAAAGACACAUGCCAUAUUAUUUCAUUAGAAAGUUAGCCAAAUAUUUUCGACGAAGAAUCCUCCCACACGGGUUUCUCUCUUUCGUGGAAAGCAAAAAGCAUGUGGGAAGGUUACAUUAUUUUGGAUUUUGAAGAAGAUAGGAUGAGUUCGAAAUCGACAUACAGAUGAAGAAAAAUUUUCCCAAAAAUUUAAAGCGAAAUGGCCACUUUUCCCAAUUUGAAAGGAAAUAAUUCCUGCCAAAGAUUCCACGUAUAUGUCCUUGUAAUGGGCUUUCAAACAUGGUCGGAAUUUUAAUUCGUAUCAGAUUGACUUAGGCCACAAAGACCGUAUCCUAGAACAGGUUGUUCAACCAUUGUUUUACUGAAUAAAAAGAUAUCACGCAGAUCAUUGUUGCGGACCUGUUGGAUUGUUUCCCAGCUUUUGUUUUUAUCACAAAAGCACCAUAUGUAGAUAAUUUGUCUAUAAAACGUCUUCGUUCGUCAUUCAACUUUCACUAUUUCUGGUGGUGUAAUAAACCUAGUCACGUACUUUCCGGAUGAUCGAGAUUUAAUUUCUAUUUAUCUAAGAAGAUGGUUGACGAAGGUGCGACUGUUGUCCAUCUGAAAGAUGGUGAAAGAUCAGACACACUACUGAAAGACGACGAUGAUAACACUGAGCUAGAUGAUCAGCUGGAGAAAGCUAUAACAGAAGCUGAAAGUCGAGAAGCAUGGGGAAGUAAAACUGAGUUUCUGCUUGCUUCAAUUGGGUUGGCAGUUGGAGUUGGAAAUGUUUGGAGAUUUCCAUAUUUAGCUCAAAAACAUGGCGGAGGUGCUUUCCUUAUACCGUAUUUCACUAUGAUGAUUAUUGAAGGAAUUCCACUGUUUGUUAUGGAAUAUGCACUUGGGCAAAGAAUGAAGCAAAGUGCUGUACGAGUAUGGAAUAAUGUUCACCCGGCAUUUUUUGGUGUUGGCAUAGGCUGUUUGAUGGUGUCAUUUGCCAUGUGUCUUUACUACAUUGUCAUUAUAACAUGGUGUGUCUAUUAUUUCUUCAUAUCAUUUACCUCAAACUUACCUUGGAAGAUAGAGAAUUGUCCUGGUUAUCCAGAAUACUCACUCCUAAAAAGGAAUCAUACUACAUGGCUUGCAAAAAAUCAAUCUGUUUAUUUGUACAAAAAUAUCACAGACACUAUCAAAGCAAAAAUUGACAACUUUCCAGAUUGCUGUGUUCAUAACCCCACAGAGUUUUAUUGGUAUCAAAGAGGAUUGACUGUUUCAACUAGUAUAGACACUGUUGGAGAUGGAAUCAACUGGAAACUUUUUGGGAGUUUGUUUGUUGGCUGGGUUAUAACAUAUCUCUGCGUCUUAAAAGGUGUCAAAUCAAGUGGAAAGGCUGUGUAUUUCACAGCAACUUUCCCAUACAUCAUCAUGUUUAUACUUUUCAUUCGUGGGGUGACCUUGGAAGGUGCUGGAGAUGGAAUCAAAGCUUUCUUCAAGCCGGAGUGGGAAAAAGUUUUGGAGCCAAGAGCUUGGAUGGAUGCCGCGACACAAAUGUUCUACAGCCUUAGCAUCGGCUUUGGUGCUUUGAUCGCCUUUUCCAGCUAUAUGCCAAGGAAAAACAAUUGCAAUCAUGAUGCCAUCACAGUGGUGCUCGCAAAUUGUGGAACAUCACUUUUCUCUGGCAUUGUUGUGUUUAGUUUCCUUGGUCACCGGCAACAUGUGACUGGUACAAAAGUAACUGAAAUCAGCCCUGGUCCAGGCCUUGCCUUCAUGACAUUUUGUGAAGCUUUUCUUCUCAUGGAUGUUUCUCCCCUGUGGGCCAUCCUGUUCUUCUUUAUGCUGAUUCUUCUUGGCAUUGACUCAGAAUUUGGAACCCUCGAAGGCGCUGUGGCUCCCUUGUAUGAUCUGAAAUGGGUUACUAUGCGAAAAGAGUACUUUAUGGGAAUCAUUGCGAUUGUUAUGUUCUUUCUUGAGCUGCCACUUGUUUGCGGGAAUGGAUUUUAUUUGUUCCAAAUAUUUGAUGAUUAUUCAGUGCCACUUCCAUUGCUGAUCAUUUCACUGUUCCAAGUGAUAGCAAUCGGCUGGGUCUAUGGAACUGACAGGCUGUCCAAUGACAUCGAGUACAUGGCGGGCAGUAGGCCUUUCUUCUUUUGGGUGCUUUGUUGGAAAUACAUUUCUCCAUUGGUCAUGUUCUUUGUUUUCAUCACGAGUGUCAUUCAAAUUGCCAAAGAAAAGCCAACGUAUUUGGUUUACGUUGGUUGUUUGCAAAAACCGUUCAGUUUGUUGUUUCCUGGAGCGGAUAACUCGACAACAAGAUUGACGUACCCCGCCUGGGGAGAAGUACUUGCAGUUGUUUUGGUGUUAGUAUCCGUGUUUCCAUUGCCAAUUUAUCUGGUGAAGAACUGGCCAAAGAACUGGCGCCAAGGAUUUCGCAAUGUCUUCCUUUCUGGGAAAGCCAAUUACUAUCCAGACCCUUCGUGGUGUGACAAGUCGAGAAGGAUUCCUCCAGAAGUCAUGGAAAAGAUAAUCAGGCAAGAAGACAUCGCCAUUAAAAAACUAGAGCUGCAACACGAGAGAUCUAAGCAAGAAAACACUAAAGUCUGAUGACAUUACACGACGUAUUUGAUCAAAGACAGUAGAUUGUAGACGAUUGUAGAGAAAUAAACAAAGAUUUCGAUGCGUUCACCUCUUAUGGGUUAUGGUUGAAUUAUGUUUGAUACAUCUAGUAUGCCAGUUUUGAAAAAGGCGAUUCCGCAUUCUUAAACGUGUUAUCGGACCGUCCAUCCCUCUGCCCCUCUGACCCAUACUCCUAUUUCAUCUUCUUUUCGCUGGCAUAUUUACUUAGAAAUAAAUGUUUAUGAUGCUCGAUGUCGCAAUCCCAUCGAAGAGAUUUUCGGUCCUUAUCAUGGUCUGAAACCGAUCUUAUCCCAACACCUGAAUCAUUUAUGAAUUCACACUUGGCAAUAAAGCUUUCUUGCUAGCGUUUUUAUUUGAAUGAUUGAAGUUUAGUUUUAAUCCCAAAAUUGUAAUAUAUACAGUGUGAUUAAUUUUAUUAUUUCUAUUUAUAUCAGUAAUUAAAGUCAUUUUUUCCUUCUUCAUUAGGUUUAUAUCUUUGUGCACUGUUUUAUCUUUUAUUUUAUUAAUAUUUGUUGGAAUAUUUUAUGCUCCUUUUCGCAGCAUUUAUGUCCCUCCAAUUGGAUGAUUAUCAUAAUUUAAAAAAGGCAGCCUCUGAACUGCCAGAUAUGUCGUAUAUGUUGGUCUUACUGACGUCACUGUAGUGUUGCAUUUCAAGGUAGCAAGUUCUGAAAGCAUUAGCAGUAUCCGUAGACUAAGUGGUAGCAUGAAAAUGUCCGUGAUAUUUUACUUUUUACUCUUUUAUAAUGAUGUUUUGUUCUCCAGAA